Messenger RNA from Sebastes umbrosus (honeycomb rockfish), 2143 nucleotides. RefSeq names its product monocyte to macrophage differentiation factor 2-like. The record is from RefSeq and is a predicted model, not a curated record. Gene Ontology annotation, molecular function: pore-forming activity. Bases 206 to 1054 code for a protein of 282 amino acids. Gene Ontology annotation, cellular component: membrane. NCBI's taxonomy places the organism in Eukaryota, Metazoa, Chordata, Actinopteri, Perciformes, Sebastidae. The transcript has 7 exons.
ACCCAGUACCGCGGAACAUCCUGCAAACACAUCUGAGACUAGGAACAAAACUCUGCACAGUUUCUCCCUCUCACACACACACACACACACUCACACACUGCUGGCUGCUGGCUGCAAGUUCACAGGACACUUCAGAUCAAAUCGUGUAGUGGCUGUUGUUGGUGUAGUUGACUCUGCAGGUCGAUGUCGGACUUCUUGUGUGUUUAUGUUGGGACGCUUGGCGGUGGGACAUCCGGAAUGGGGGAUCCGUAGAGGAGACGAGGCAAAGCUGCUGCUGCUGUUGGUAAACAGAGCGCACCAACAAGCGCGCGCACACAGAGCUUAUACGCACGAGAUGGACUUUAAGAGGACAAAAUUUGCAAGGUUCAUGAACUGCAGGGUCCCAGCCAGUAAGAGAUACCAGCCCACUGAAUAUGAACAUGCUGCAAACUGUGCCACACACGGGUUAUGGAUCCUCCCCAGUCUGGUGGGCGGGUCUGUGCUCUACUUCCUGUCUGUGGACCAAUGGCAUCGUGUGGCUGCCUGGCUCUAUGGGAGCGGUCUCACCGGCCUGUUUGUCACCUCAACACUCUUCCACACCGCUGCCUGGAAAAUCAGCCACCACCGGACGAUGGAGCAGCGAUUCCACAUGUGUGACAGAAUGGCCAUCUACUUCUUCAUAGCUGCCUCCUACUCUCCCUGGUUGAUGCUGAGGGAGCUGGGGCCCUGGGCGUGCCACAUGCGCUGGCUGAUAUGGCUCAUGGCAUGCGUAGGAUCCAUGUAUGUCUUCUUCUUCCACGAGAGGUACAAGCUGGUGGAGUUGUUUGGGUAUGUGGCCAUGGGGGUGGUUCCUGCUUUGGUCAUCCUGUCUAUGGUGGAGCGUGCAGGUGUGUGUGAACUGGCAGUGGGAGGUGUCUUUUAUAUGAUGGGUGUGGUCUUCUUUAAGAGUGACGGCCUCGUCCCUUUCGCCCACGCCAUCUGGCAUCUUUUUGUCGCAGCGGGAGCAUGGAUUCAUUAUUACGCUAUCUGGAGGUACCUGUACUUACCUGGGCCGCUGCUGCAGACGUCGAGGUGACUAGCCGCUCUCACAUGGUGAGAUCGCAUGGCUCCACACCAUGCGACUGACUGAGAAAAGUACAUUUUAGUCACGAGACCACUGUGUUUUGACCACCACUAACCUGACUCACGAGGCUACGCCUGAAGAGAUGGUGCUGAGAUGAUCUGACCGCUAUAGAUCAGAUGAAAUUCUCCAAAGUUGGGGCCAAAACCCCGAGACCAAACCCUCUUACUGUUUAACUGAAAGUCAUUCCAACAUGCUAAUUAUAUAACAGACUGAUGAGUGAACAUUUAGCCUGGCUGGACCAAACGUACGCAAAAAUACAGUUCUAAUUCUGCUGUAUAAGACAUGUUAUUAUCACAAAGAUAAGUAACAGCCCUGGAUAGCAAUCUUAAUUUGUUCAUCACCUCACGGUAGAUGUUUGCACAAAUAACAACUAACUAAAACUAGCAACUUUAGAUGAACAAUAUUCAGUUAAAGAAAUAGUUUGCCAAUUUGCUAAUGUGGUUAAUCAUGUUCUUGGCGAGAGUUAGAUGUGAAGAUUGACAUCACUUUGAGGUUGUCAGGCAAUCAGUGGAGACUCCAGGAAGUCACUGCUUCUAUGCUAAGCCGUUUCUGGUGGUUGCUUCAUAUUUACCGUAUAGAUACGAGAGUGGUGUCAACUUUCUCUUCUAACUCUCUGCAAGAAAGCAAAUUAGCAUAUAAAAAAUAGCGAACUAUUGCUUUAAUCACACAUUUACAUAACAGAACUGUCGGUAUUCAGUCUGUGACUAUACCUGCUAAACUAUCCUAGGCUAGUAAACUUCACCCUUUCCAUAUUCCAACCAUAAGUGAUGUGCCAAAAUGUACCACAGAGGCAUUCCUUUACAUUGGUGCUAGCCCUUAAGUUACUUUAUUUUAGUUUUGUCCAUUUUGCACAGCGGCAAAAUAUGAAAAUAUAGAGUUGGCACCACAAACAACACACUUGCUGCCACUGGUUUCAUAAACAAACACACUCAUGUUAGGUUGACUUAAGUGGUGGACACACUGCCCGCAUGAGGCUCGCGUGCUGGCUGCGUAGCGUGUGGUUUUUUUAUUUCGGCGUCUAUGUUAACAGGUUAGAGUGAA